Messenger RNA from Arthroderma uncinatum, 978 nucleotides. Its product is annotated as cytochrome c heme lyase. Gene Ontology annotation, biological process: cytochrome c-heme linkage. Gene Ontology annotation, cellular component: mitochondrion. The transcript is spliced from 3 exons. The record is from RefSeq and is a predicted model, not a curated record. Bases 1 to 978 code for a protein of 325 amino acids. Gene Ontology annotation, molecular function: holocytochrome-c synthase activity. NCBI's taxonomy places the organism in Eukaryota, Fungi, Ascomycota, Eurotiomycetes, Onygenales, Arthrodermataceae.
AUGGGAUGGUUUUGGGCAUCUCCAGCACCUGCUGUGAAGCAGCCUGAAAUUCACACUACGUCACCUAACGAUUCGGGCAUUUCUCGGUGUCCAGUUCAGCAUGGCCAGUCGCCAAUUACCCAAUCCACACCGGAGGGCUCAUGUCCAGUUCGAUCAAAAGAUUCACCCUUCUUCGUCCCACCCUCGAACUCCGCGAAACCAAAAAAUCCGUCUCCACCCACCGAACCUGAACAGAAAUCUGUUCUAUCAAUGCUAAACCCGUUGAACUACAUGUUUGCCGACAUAUCUCAGUCUCGAGCCCCGAAUCAAUCUGUCGACUUACCCGUGGAUCGAGAACCCUCGUCCAUCCCAAGAGGUGACAACUCCGGUGCGAAAUGGGAAUAUCCUUCUCCGCAGCAGAUGUAUAACGCGAUGCUUCGAAAGGGAUACACAGAUACACCACAAGACGCAGUUGAGUCGAUGGUAUCUGUACACAACUUCCUUAAUGAAGGAGCAUGGCAGGAGAUUGUGGAUUGGGAGCGCACCUUUUCCCAGGGACUAGGACGAGGCUGGGAAAGAUGUAGGCGUGGAUCGGAAAAUCUUGCCAUGGAUCUGGAAAGAGAGAGGAUGCGCUCUGGCGGGGAAUCUUCGAGCGACGACGAGCCGCGUUUGGCCAGGUUUAUGGGCAGGCCUCAGGAGUUGACCCCUAAAGCGCAGAUACUCCAGAUGUUGGGUUGGGUAUAUCCCUCGAAGUUCGGAACCGCUCCUCCUUUCGAUAGACACGAUUGGUAUGUCUUGCGUAAGACUCCAAGCGGCGACAAGGAAAUUCGAUAUGUAAUCGAUUAUUAUUCUGGACCUCCGGAGCCUACUGGCGAACCUGUGUUCUUCCUUGACAUUCGCCCUGCAGUCGAUACCCCUACAGCUGCUGCCGAGCGGCUCUUGAAAUGGGGAGGAGAUUUGUGGUGGCGAGCCAGUGGUGGAGCUGCCAGGGACAAAUAA